AUGAAUAACAUAACAUACCCAUCGAACUUCACUAAAAUUAGACACGAAGGCCAAAGUAGCAAGAUGAAGUGCGGAGCGGAAGCAGUAAAUGUUGUAUGGAGGGGGUAUCGACAGUCCAUUAAAAAUACAAUGUUUUCCCGAAGGAUCGAGAUUGAUAGACGCACCCUUCAUAGCUAUUGUAGAUUACUGGUCAAUGAGACUCAGAAAAAGCCAUUGUUCGUCUCUUCAGGCCUGAAUGAUGCCGAAAAGAGACUAGAAAAGAACCCAGAAUUUCAGAAACUCUCCGGGGCGUUCGAAGACUCGAACCACCAGCACAUUCAUAUGUCAGAGUCGGAAACGCUGGAAAAUGAUUUGUAUCAAUUGGGAACGGGUCUGUACCGAGAAAGUGACCAUCACAGGCGUUUUGAACGCAAAUCUCCAGCCUCCCAAAACAACACUAUGCUGGUACUCAGCAAAUCCCAAAUAAAAACUAAUCCAGGCGUCAGAAUCACUUGGAUAGGUCUGCUGAUAAACGUGGGAAUGGCAGCAGGUAAAUUUGCUGGUGGUAUCGUGUUCCAUUCUCAAGCUCUGACUGCAGAUGCCGUGCACGCUUUGUCAGAUCUGGUUUCUGACUUUCUAACGUUAUUUUCCAUAGGCUGGUCUUCGAAGCUGCCAACAAAACAGUACCCUCUUGGAUACGGUAAGAUACAAACCCUGGGAACCUUGUCGGUCUCAGCGAUUCUAGCUGUUGCAGGGCUCUCAAUUGGAUGGGGAUCGCUGUGUGCGAUUGCCGCUCCCUUUCUUCCUGACACGGUGAUGCACUAUUUGGCGUCGCACUCGCAUUCGCACGUUCACGGAUCGCCAGACGACGUUACCAACAUAAACGCUGCAUGGAUUGCAGCAGGCUCAAUUGCGGUGAAGGAAUGGAUUUUUAACGCUACAAAAAAAGUUGCUAAAGAAACGAAGUCUAACGUGCUACUGGCGAAUGCUUGGCAUCACAGAGUAGAUUCCCUGACGUCUCUAGUAGCCUUGGUGACCAUUUCGUCGGGAUACUUCUUCAACAUCCAAUCACUAGACGCCGUGGGUGGACUGUUGGUUUCGGGAUUGGUGGUCAAAGCUGGAGCCGAUGGUCUGAUAGUGGCAGUAACCGAGCUGAUGGACAAGUCUGUCUCAAAGACUGACGUUCGCUACAUAGGCGUCGAGAAGAACCUGACUGAGAUUCUGGCCAAGAUGGUGUCGAAUAACAACGCUGGUAAGCCCUACAAAUUGAAAGACCUGGUCGUAUUGGCGUCUGGUCCUAGUGUUCAUGCCAAAAUGGUUCUUGAAGUCCCAAUACAGAGAUGGGAAAACCUGCUGACAGUCAAGGAAUUGGAAAAUGUCACCCACCAUGUUCGGAGCACCCUGAUUGCCAACAUGCCAAGUUUGGUGGACCUUAACGUAGAGUUUGUGGAGGAGAAACCGGCCUUGAGUCUCGAACAAGAGCAAGAGCUUGAAAGACAAAGAAAGAUGGGCACGCCGCCGCUUCCCAGAACCGAAGCCAGCGAGGAUCCUGCGCUCUUGGCAGGCUCGCACACACAUUCGCAUUUCGGCGGGCUGGGCGAACUGGGCCACGACCACGACCACGACCACGACCACGGCCACGGCCAUAAGCAUUAG
This is a messenger RNA of Lachancea meyersii CBS 8951, 1635 nucleotides long. The record is from the annotation of a GenBank genome assembly. NCBI's taxonomy places the organism in Eukaryota, Fungi, Ascomycota, Saccharomycetes, Saccharomycetales, Saccharomycetaceae.